CUAAUUAUCGGAAACAAAACGGUCAUAACUGUCACAGCACAUUUGUUGUUCAAGAAUUCCAUGGCUACUCUUCACUGUCACUGCUUCCGCAUGCUCCCCUCUUCUCCCCCUGAUAGGAUUAAUCUGCCACUUCACCAAUUCUCUUUCCCAAAAAAUCAUGGAGCUCAGGGAAGGAAGAAGCUUUUGCCAUUCCGUUGCCGAUCGAGCAGCGAUAACAACGAGGAAUAUUUGCUGGAUGCUCCUGUUUCAGUUGGGGAUGGCUUUUCUUUUAGCGGAGGAAAAUAUUCAGACGAGCCGAGCCCCGCUGAUGAAUGGUUCAAGAAAGGAAAAUUUGUGAAAGCUCAUCCUGUAUCUGGGACUGGGGAGAAGGCAAAAGAUCCUCUUUUUGGACUUACAAUGGGUGGGGGUUCACAGGCCUCAACUGAUCUUUUCAGAUGGUUUUGUGUAGAGAGCGGAAGCACCGACAAUUCUACUAUUGUGUUACUCCACGGAUUACCCUCGCAGGCAUACUCUUACCGCAAAGUUCUUCCCAUUCUUGAGAAGAACUAUCAUGCUAUAGCAUUUGAUUGGCUGGGAUUUGGAUUCUCAGAUAAGCCCCAACCACGAUACGGAUUUGACUAUACAUUGGAUGAGUACGUGGCAUCCUUGGAAUCUAUUAUCAAUGCUCUUACCAGCAAAAAGGUUACUCUUGUAGUACAGGGAUACUUUUCACCAAUUGCGAUCAAAUAUGCUAGCAAUCACCAGGAAAAGCUAAAUGGUCUUAUACUUCUCAAUCCACCACUGACAAUGCAACAUGCCAAUCUACCAUCAACCUUAUCAGUCCUGAGCAACUUUUUGUUGGGCGAAAUAUUUUGUCAGGACCCUCUUAGAGCUAGUGAUAAAACAAUGCUGAGUUGUGGUCCUUACCAAAUAAAAGAAGAUGUGGCAAUGGUUUACAGAAGACCUUAUCUCACAUCUGGUUCUGCAGGAUUUGCAUUAAAUGCAAUAAGCAAGGCAAUGAAGAAGCAACUGAAGGGCUAUGUUGAGGACUCAAGAGCAAUACUUAUGGACAAUAACUGGACGGUCCAAACAACAGUUUGCUGGGGACAAAGAGACCGCUGGUUAAGCUUUGAUGGUGUAGAAGAUUUCUGCAAAGAAUCAAAGCAUCGGCUGGUCGAACUUCCUAUGUCGGGACAUCACGUUCAGGAGGACAGUGGUGAAGAAUUAGGUCAACUCCUUGCUGGAAUUGUUGGAAAAAGAAGCAGCAUUUUGUGAUUUUCAUAAUCUCUGGAUUAAAUGGGCUGCUGAAAGGGAUCGACCCAACAUUGGUCUUCUCUGACAGCUUUUUUCCAUCUAUUCUUGAAUCGCUCUAAUUCAACAAGAGAUUGUUUACGCACCUGCAAAAUGACUCUGGUUUUAUCAUAACAUGGAAAGGAACUUGGAGAUACUAAUUAGUUGUGUGUUUAGCUUAAUAUGCAAUUCAAUGUUAGAAGAUUGUCAUAUUGCAUUGUGUAUGUGGUGUAGAUACACUAAGAUAUGAAUGUUUCAAAGAAACUGGAAAAUGCAACAGAAUGGCUAUCAAGUAGAGGUUCUUUCA
Molecule: messenger RNA, 1576 nt
Organism: Nicotiana attenuata
Lineage: Eukaryota; Viridiplantae; Streptophyta; Magnoliopsida; Solanales; Solanaceae
Product: haloalkane dehalogenase
Exons: 14
Coding region: 61-1254 (397 amino acids)
Molecular function (GO): epoxide hydrolase activity
Source: RefSeq, a predicted model, not a curated record